AUGUCUCGAAUUGUGACAGCUUUUAAUAGAACAGUUGUGGAAUAUUUUCGAAAAACAAGCCUCAAUGGUUUCGGCCUGCUUUACUUUAUUCGAAAACGCCGAGUUCAGAGAAUCUUCUGGUUUUUGUUUAUUAGCGUUGGCAUACUUUUCGCUGGCUAUGCAGUGUUUUCAAUGAUUCUGGAAUUCCUCAGCUACUCAACUAUAGCAGAAAUAUCGGAAUUAAAGGUUUUGGAAGACGAAAUGAACUAUCCCGAGCUACGAAUAUGUAGUGGCUACAGAUUUAGUCACAGGAAAAUGAAGACUUAUGCACAGGAUUUAGUUUAUGCUCGUAACAAAUCGCAGGAUUAUUGGCUCAAUGAAUUGUCAUUGCUCAGGGGAUACUUUGAUCCCUUAUCCGUGAAACCAGAUGAGGUCUAUCAUAUAAAUUCCUUAGUGGCUAAAGAGAAUAUUACUUCACUUUUAUUAAGUUUAACUCCCGCCUGUGAGUCCCUAAUACUUAAAUGUAAAAUGAAUGGUAAGGGUGUCAGUUGCUCAGAGUUAUUUAUGUUAAAAGCUUACAGUCAGAGAAAUUGUUGCGUGUUAAAAGAGGAAAGUCUGACAGGAGAACUGUCAAUUUUUCUGGAUUCCUCACAAGAAGAUGCACAUUUUUUAGAAGAUAACUUUCCUGGCUUUAGUUUGCAUGUUCCAAGUUGGCUGGGUAGACUUAGCAUUAGCCCUGGUGAAAAAGCAGCUAUACAAAUAGAAGUUAUGGAGCUUCGGGGAAACGCUAAAUUAAAAGGGUAUGCCAUAGAAAAGCGAGGCUGUUAUUUUCCUGGAGAGGGCGAGAGCAGGGAAAAGUGCCUCCAUGAGUGUAGAAUAAAAGCCACGCUAAUUAAUUGCCAGUGUGUGCCAUAUCCAUUCGAGUUUAGUGGGGAAAACUUUAAGCAUUGCACUUUGGAGAAUAUAACUUGCUUGCAGUUUGUAGAGGAGAACUGGUCACCGGCUCAGUGUCCACUGUGUCUGCCGCUCUGCAAUCAAUUGUUCUAUAGAUUAAACAAACAAAUCCUGGGACAUUUGCAUCCCUGGCGAAGCGAAUUGAAUUUUAAAUUUAAAACGCCACAUCGUCAGCUGUACAAAACAAAUAUACUCUACCAUUGGUAUCAGAUGCUGUCAAACAUUGGAGGCGUGCUGGGCAUUUGCAUUGGCUGCUCUUUCAUCAGUGGCUUCGAGUUGAUCUACUUCAUGGUCUUUCGUUUGUGGUCCAACUAUCUUCGGCAGCCCGAGAUUUAAUUAAGUUAAAUGUUGCACAUACGCCA
Molecule: messenger RNA, 1295 nt
Organism: Drosophila biarmipes
Lineage: Eukaryota; Metazoa; Arthropoda; Insecta; Diptera; Drosophilidae
Gene: ppk27
Product: sodium channel protein Nach
Exons: 3
Coding region: 1-1269 (422 amino acids)
Biological process (GO): sodium ion transmembrane transport
Cellular component (GO): membrane
Molecular function (GO): ligand-gated sodium channel activity
Source: RefSeq, a predicted model, not a curated record